Molecule: messenger RNA, 1365 nt
Organism: Ichthyophthirius multifiliis
Lineage: Eukaryota; Ciliophora; Oligohymenophorea; Hymenostomatida
Exons: 4
Source: RefSeq, a predicted model, not a curated record
AUGUAAAAUUUAAUAAGCCUAGAAAACUUUAACUAAAAUUUAAAUAAACUUCCUAUUAUAAACAGUCCUCGAUCACUAGAAGCAUUAAGACGUACCGGAAUAUUACAAGAAGAUUUAAUAAUAAAGACAAUAGAAGAUAUGAAAAUAAUUCACGCAGAUAAAUUCGUAGAUAAAAAGCAUUUGUAAAUAAAACUUUAAUUUUAUGAAGAAAAAAGAAAAAGUAAACUACAAAUGGCAAAAGAUUACAGAAUUAAAAUUAUAGAAGAAAUUAAAUCAGGAAUUUGUUAAUUUGAUGAUUUUGGACAUGCAAAAGUAUAUAUCUUAUUUUUUUAUAAAUAUUUUUAAUAUUUAUAGUAUUCGGCUUAUGCAGAAAGUUAAUUUUCUUAGAGAAAUCAACUUUCUUUAAUUGAAAUUGAGAAAAUUAAACUUGAGAAAAUCAAAAAUCGACAAUAAAGAGAAAUAUAAAACCUAAUGGAAAACGAAAUAAAACUUUAAGAAAUUCGUAAAUUAAAUGAAGAAAAAUAAAGAAUAGAAAAAGAAAAAGACCUCUAACUUUAAAAUGAACAAUAAGAAUAGCGAUAAAGAGUAAAAAAUAUCUAAAAAAAACAUAAAUUUAUAUUAAAAUAAUUAGAUAUAAGAAUUAAGACUUUAAUUAUAAAAAAACGCUAAGAAAAAUUCGAAAAAGAAAUCCAAGAAAUGCUCUAAAAAGAACUCGAAUAAGAACGAAAAGAUUAACAAUGGCAAGCCAUGGAAUAAUAAAAAAGAAAAGAGCAAAAGCUUUAAUAAUAAAAAAAAGAAGAAGAACAUAAACAAAAAGAAGAGAUUUUUCGUUAAACAACCAAUUAUAAAUUUCAAUAAUAAGAAGAAAAAAUAAUUAAAAAAAACAAGAAUUGGCAUAAAAAGAUGAAAUAAGAAAACAGAAAAAUUUAACAUUAUAUAUUUAUAAAGAUCUUCCAAGAAAAUUCAUUAAAAAGAAUACAAUAAGCUGAAUAUAAACGAUAAAAGCUUGAAGAAAAACUUUUUUAAGCUAAAAUAAAAAGUGAAAAUCAAAUGUAGAGAAUAAAAUAAUAAUUUUAAUAAAAAGAAGAGGAAAACUAAUAGAAAUUUUAACAUUUUGAAAACGAGAAAAAAUAAAAAAUAUUAGAAACUAAAAAAUAGGCAAUUCUACAUUAAUAAUAAAUAGCUGAAGUCUUAGAAAAAAUGAAUUCAAUAAAAGAACAGAAAAAAUAAAAUUACAUUACUCGCUUUUUAGAGUAAGAUUUGAGACAAAAAUACACGAAAAAGAGAAAGAAGAAGAAAAUAAACUUCUUAAAUUAAAAAACUAGCAAAUAAAAGAAUAAAGAAUGCAAGUAAAAAGAUAAAUGA